This is a messenger RNA of Podospora pseudopauciseta, 1746 nucleotides long. RefSeq lists its product as uncharacterized. Gene Ontology annotation, cellular component: phosphopantothenoylcysteine decarboxylase complex. The record is from RefSeq and is a predicted model, not a curated record. Gene Ontology annotation, biological process: coenzyme A biosynthetic process. NCBI's taxonomy places the organism in Eukaryota, Fungi, Ascomycota, Sordariomycetes, Sordariales, Podosporaceae. The transcript is spliced from 11 exons. Gene Ontology annotation, molecular function: FMN binding; phosphopantothenoylcysteine decarboxylase activity. The coding region runs from base 647 to 1504 and encodes 285 amino acids.
UUGAAGCUCUGUUUGUCUGAGCCUCAUUACAUAGGGACACUCCAGAAUGGGCUGGCAUUGUUGCACUGUUACGCACGCUCUCAAGCUUGAGAGGCAGCAGACGCCGGGUUAGGGUUAUGACGUAGCUAGUUCUCAUCGGGAUGGACCCCUCACCUGACUGAGGCUUUGGUGGCGUGUGGUCGUCCCAACGUCACUUCAUCGUAAGCUACCGCAUGAGCUCUAACGGAUGCUAGCAUACAUAGAUUUGGCAAGAAGAGCGCGAUCCCGCUGCAAAUAGGUUAGAUUUGCUUUGAUAUACGACGUGAGUAAUGUAUAAACGUGGACAGGUCUAGAACUAUAUACCUACCGAUAUACCAUGAGACCACCCCUCCGCAAUCGGGUUUGUCAUCGCAUCUUCAUGCUUCAUUACCUGAACUGCUCUAUCGUACCUUCCUGCUUGCGACUAUCACGAUUCAACGUAUAUAUUUGACUCACUGAAUGUGGGGAAGUAUCGGCCGUAUCAUCAAAGAAGAAUCGACAUCUUUUGCCGAAAAAAACUGACCAGCAGGAAGUAGCUCGGCUGUUGCAAACGUCCCGUUCGGCAUCCGGUCUGACGACCAUCCCCAAUCACGGAGUAUUCGCACACUUGCUCUUGCAAAAUAACACCAUGCUGCAGGCAGUCGGCAACGCCCACGACAACCACUUCAUGACUUCUGAAUCCAAUUCUGUCGCCUCACUAGCGCGAGCUCUUCAUGAUGGGAAGAAGCAUCUGCUUCUUGCAGCGUCGGGUUCUGUAGCCACAAUCAAACUCCCCGUCAUCGUCGAAGCCCUCGCGCCAUAUGCAGCUAAUCUUUCGAUUCGUAUCAUCCUGACCAAAUCCGCCAGCGAGUUCCUCAACGGCCAAAGUGAUGAGCAGCCUACCGUCUCGUCCCUGCUUCAUCUGCCCAAUGUCGACGCAGUCUAUCGAGACGAGGAUGAGUGGGGGCCGCAGCCUUGGAAGAGGGGAGCGAGUAUAUUGCAUAUCGAGUUUGUGACCUUUUACCCCUGGACUUACUCCGAAGAUGUGGGUGAUCUUAUUCAGUUGGAUUGGGACGGGGUGCUGACGGUAGGAAUAGGGGCUGAUAUGCUUGUCAUUGCUCCUCUAAGUGCAAACACCCUCGCCAAGAUCGUUAACGGCAUGUCUGACAACCUUCUCACAUCCGUUAUACGAGCCUGGGAUACCGACGGUUCGAUUGAUCUCAAAAAGAAAUACAUUGCCGUUGCGCCAGCCAUGAACUCGGCCAUGUGGAGACACCCCAUCACAGCAAAGCAGAUUCGCACCUUACGGGAGGAGUGGGGCGUCAGAGAGACACUGCUCGACCCAGACGGAGCUGCGAGACUGAUCGAUGGUUGGUUUCAAGUUAUCCCGCCCAUCUCCAAGACCCUCGCUUGCGGCGAUACAGGAGAUGGCGCCAUGGCAAAGGUUGAGACAAUCCGCGAUGUCAUUGUACACAGAAUGAACUUGACAUGGCCGCAUGCCCAUUGAGGCGAAGGAGGUUGAGCGUGGGGAAGCAUGUUGGCGCUUUGGGAAGACUGGCAUUCGUUGAUAUCAAUGAGUCUGUCUGUUGGUACUCAUCAUUGCACAUAUUUAGCUUGGGGGGACUGGAAGCCUGGUGUAGUGGAAACAGAGGUCACAGCAUGAAGUCGUUUGGUUUGAUUAUAGAAUCUGAUCAUAACUCUCAGAAAUUGUUGUGAGAUGCUCCGAAAAUAAAUACAGAAAUGGUAACA